This is a messenger RNA of Helianthus annuus (common sunflower), 3492 nucleotides long. RefSeq names its product tRNA(adenine(34)) deaminase, chloroplastic. Bases 334 to 3366 code for a protein of 1010 amino acids. Gene Ontology annotation, biological process: purine nucleoside catabolic process; tRNA wobble adenosine to inosine editing. The transcript is spliced from 4 exons. Gene Ontology annotation, molecular function: guanosine deaminase activity; tRNA-specific adenosine deaminase activity. NCBI's taxonomy places the organism in Eukaryota, Viridiplantae, Streptophyta, Magnoliopsida, Asterales, Asteraceae. Gene Ontology annotation, cellular component: chloroplast. The record is from RefSeq and is a predicted model, not a curated record.
GCCGCUCGGCUAAAAGGUUUGCCGAACUUUGCCGCAUCCCGCUCCGAACACCCUAACUCCUCCCUAACGCUUGUUUAACUCUAAAAAAUGUAGAAGACACAAUGCAAAUUGGUGACAUCGAAAUCAGUGAACCACAUGUAGCAGUCGGUAUUUCCAGCUACUGAACUGCAAAAGUACAAUCAUUUUGUAAACAGUCUUCAUGAAUCACAAGCUACACUUUCACCAUUCCCAAUCCAAUAAGAUUCUUCAAGAAUUCCAUAUUUCCAUAAAGGUAACAACCCCUUUUCAUCUCCUCCUUUUUCUUAAACAAAAUCACUGCACAACACAAAGAUAAUGCACAUUAUCACGUCCACACCUCCAUUAUCUUCAUCAUUCAACCACUCACCAUGCUUAUUUCAUGACACAUUAUUGCCCAAAUGUAGCUGUUCUUGUUCUUAUUCUUGUUCUUGCUGCUGUUAUGCUGCUAAUAUCUCAGUGCAUGAUAGAUUGGCCACUGUAAACCCUAGGUUUUUACAUAAGGGGUUAAGCCAAUCAGCCUUGAUUCAGUCAUCACUUUGUAAAAGAUUCAUUUUUCAAGGUGGGUUUAGAAAAUAUUAUAAAAAUAUUUAUGGGUUUUCAUCUUUUGAUGAUCUUGAUGAAAGUUAUUAUGAAAAGGUGUGUGCUUUUAAAGAAAGGCAGAGGGGUUUUGUGCAGAAGAAGAAAGAACAUAUUUUGAGUAAUGUGGUUGAUGAUUGUGAGGUUAUGCUUAGUUUGAUAACUGAUGAAGUGGGUUUGGAGUGUACUGAUGUUAAGAACAGAAAAAAGAUUACUAAAGAAAAGAAAAGUGUAGGUUUAGGGGUUGUGAAAAUGAAGUCUUUAAAGGAAAGUGAGAAUCUUGAUUUGAGAAAAGAAGGUUCUUUUGGUGAGUCAGAGGGUAAUAAAGAUUUUGAGGUCAAAUCUGAUUGUUAUUACGUUGGUCAAACGUCAUCGAGCGCGUAUAAGAAUGAUUCGAGAAAAGAUUGUACUGAUGGAGUUGUGAAAAUGAAGUAUUUGAAGGAAAGUGAGAAUCUUGAUUUGGGAAAAGAAGGUUCUUUUGGUGAGUCAGAGGGUAACAAGGAUUUUGAGGUCAAAUCUGAUUGUUAUUAUGUUGGUCAAACGUCAUCGAGCGCGUAUAAGAAUGAUUCGAGAAAAGAUUGUAUUGAUGGAGUUGUGAAAAUGAAGUAUUUGAAGGAAAGUGAGAAUCUUGAUUUGAGAAAAGAAGGUUCUUUUGGUGAGUCAAAGAGUAAUAAAGAUUUUGAGGUCAAAUCUGAUUGUUAUUAUGUUGGUCAAACGUCAUCGAGCGCGUAUAAGAAUGGUUCGAGAAAAGAUUGUGUUGAUGGAGUUGUGAAAAUGAAGUAUUUGAAGGAAAGUGAGAAUCUUGAUUUGGGAAAAGAAGGUUCUUUUGGUGAGUCAGAGGGUAACAAGGAUUUUGAGGUCAAAUCUGAUUGUUAUUGUGUUGGUCAAAUGUCGUCGAGCGAGUAUAAGAAUGAUUUGAGAAAAUAUUGUAAAGGUCGUAUUGAUAAAGUUGUGAAAAUGAAGUCUUUACAGGAAAGUGAGAAUCUUGAUUUGAGAAAAGAAGGUUCUUUUGGUGAAUCAGAGGUUAAUAAAGAUUUUGAGGUCAAAUCUGAUUGUUAUUAUGUUGGUCAAACGUCAUUGGGCGAGUAUAAGAAAGAUUUGAGAAAAGACGGUAAAGGUCGUAACGAUGGAGUUGUGGGGAAGAUCGAAAGACGACAAGAAUCUGUUCGAGAACCAGAGGGAUUAUUGGAGAAGGAUAAUGUAAAUGGAUGUUAUGGAGUCUCUGUUGGUGCAAGUCAACGCGAGUCAAACGUGUCAUCAGAUUGGAGAAAGAAAUCAGAAAAGAAGCCGAACAAAGAGUCAAGUCAACACGUGUCAAACGCUUCUGCGAAUAUUGAGCCGUGUUGUAGGAAACAUAGCGAUGAGAUCUUUAAUAUAACGGAUGAAACGGGGUCAAGAAUGAAGUAUAAACGGUUUACAGAUACGUCGAACAACGAUAACAGUGUUGUCGAAUCAACUUUCACCACAGAAAAUAAGUUAACAGUGAUUCCAGAAGCCAUGGUUUCCAAACCAACAAGUACUGAAGAUAACAAGGAUGAUGGUUCAGGAACUUGUGGUCAAAAGGAUGGUGGUUCAAGACACUCGUCUCAAGGGUCUGGACCGAAGGGACCAUCGGAUGAGAUGUGGCAUGUGACCGAUGCAUCUACCCAAGAACCCUCUGAACCAGAUAACACAGUUCAAACUUCUGGUUCAAGUGAAAACGGCGAACCCGUCAAGACCGGUAACAGGUCGUUGUGGACUGUUAUCGGAGACAUGGUUCGACUGCAAUGGAAACCUUCACGGUCUGGAUCCCAUACUCCAACCUCAGGUGGUGCAAAGGGUUCAUCGUGUUUCUCGACUAGUAGCGAAACAUGGUUUUCUAGCCGCGAACCAGAUGAUUCCAAUGAUGAAGAUGUUAAAAAAAGUAUCAUAAAAGGUUUAGAUUCAUCAUUACCCGAGGGACCGUCAAGGAAAACUUGUUUACCGAUGAUCAAGGAGUCGUCGUUUUCUUUAAAAAGAUCUCCCAAAAUCAAGAAUACGGUAAAAACCGAUCCAGAUCAGUUGACUGAAUUAAAAAGACGGAAACUUGUACACAAAGAUCAAGUCUUUAAAGACGAUUUCGAUAAAUGGGAAGAAACAUAUAAUCUUGAAAAUGAGCGACAAAAAGAAGAUGAAAUGUUCAUGAAGGAAGCUUUAUUGGAAGCUAAACGGGCUGCUGAUGUAUGGGAGGUGCCUGUAGGGGCUGUUCUUGUGAAGGACGGUAAAAUUAUCGCUCGCGGAUAUAAUAUGGUAGAACAAUUGCAGGACUCCACUGCCCAUGCUGAGAUGAUUUGUAUACGUAAAGCCUCAACCGUUUCAAGCUCAUGGAGACUUUCGGAUACUACUCUUUAUGUAACACUUGAACCAUGUCCCAUGUGUGCUGGAGCAAUCCUUCAAGCAAGGAUUCACACGGUUGUUUGGGGAGCCCCGAAUAAGCUACUAGGCGCGGAUGGCAGUUGGGUUAGACUAUUUUGCGAUGGCGACGGAGGAAGUAGCUCCAUGCCACCCAACAUGCCGUGUGCACCCCCACAUCCGUUCCACCCAAACAUGACGGUAAGAAGAGGGGUGCUCGCGGCAGAGUGUGCCGAAGUUAUGCAGCAGUUCUUUCGACUAAGGAGAAAGAAGAAAACAGAACCGGAACCGGAACCACCAAACCUGCCUUCGUCUAUUAGUGUGUCACAUCAUCAUCAACAACAUCAUUCAAACUUCUUAUCUAAGUUACAUCAUGCCUUCAAAGUCAUCUUUUGUUUAUAGAUCAUAAUAUCAUAUCUUUGUUCUUUUUUUAUGAACUUUAAUUAUUACCAUAUCUCUUUUGUCCAAAGUUUUAGUUUGUCAUAACAAUUAUAUGUAAAAGUGGUAUGGAGCAUUGUGAGACCAACA